This is a messenger RNA of Saccostrea cuccullata (small rock oyster), 996 nucleotides long. RefSeq lists its product as uncharacterized. The coding region runs from base 1 to 570 and encodes 189 amino acids. The transcript is spliced from 6 exons. The record is from RefSeq and is a predicted model, not a curated record. Lineage: Eukaryota; Metazoa; Mollusca; Bivalvia; Ostreida; Ostreidae.
AUGGUAGCUAUAACCUUCGAGAAAGUGAAUUCUCCAGCAAAAAAUCAGUCAGCCUUUCCCUCUUUAUCAAACUGCGCGUUUACUGAACGACUCUCAUUAUUGGAAGCGUACCAACCAGAAAACACUUAUAAAUAUUGCUUCACAAAAGAAAACCAAAACAAUGGUCUGGAGUCGGCACAGAAAAAUCCAGUAAAAAUUAAUGGAAGUAAAGUGACCAAAAGAAAAAAUAAAUUUAAUGGAGGAUUUCGUAUCUACAGGAGAAACAAGACGAACCUUCCUCAUAGAGUUCCAAGACUUUGGAAAGGAAAUUCUAAGUUCUCAAAAACGAGUAAAAAGACACAUACAAAACGAUUGAUUGGGCCUCAGAAGAUGAUGAGACACAAUAGUUCUGUAUUUCUACGUGUGCUUAGAAGCCAUAUCGAGUUGGAAACAAUUUUUCGACUGAUGGAUAUCAAACUUCAGGUAUUGGAGUUAAAACUUAAAGCCUAUGCAAUGAGGAAAUAUUUUAUAAAAUCCAUGGACAAAGGAUAUGUACGAAUGGACUCUCUCUUCGAAUAUGGAAAUUUGUAGACGAUUGACAAUUUACAAUUUUUUUUAAAAAUAAAUUUAUAAUUUUUUUUCUUUUUUGGGAUCUGCUAAUAUUUUGGAUCAUAAUUUUAUUUGCGGAUAAAAACAUCUUUGUCAGAAUAUGUAUAAAUUAUUAAAUGUAAAAAUUCAAUAUAUUUUAUUCAUAUCAACAGGUCUCUUUACCAAUAUACUUCUGUGUGAAGCAAGAGCUUUAGAAAAAAAAAAUCUUUUUUUAAAAUGAAAAAAGAUAAAGAUGAAGUUAAAUGGUAUCUGAUAAAUGCAAUUUCAAACCCCUUUUGGCUCAGAGGAUUAAAUUAAAAACUGAAAAAAACUGUUUUUCACGUUCAAGGAACCUCAGUCAUUUGCAAAAAAUGGAAUUGCUACUGUGUUAAAUAUAUGCAUUGUCCUAAUAAAAAAUUGUAAAUUAAA